UGUGUGGUUGAUCAAUACAGUUUAGUGUCCACAGGAAACUGGGCGAGGCAGUCAACACACUCUGUUAUAAGCCAUCAGUCGCACUUAGGAUCCUUACAAGACGGAGGAGUUUCUUCAGAUGGAGGUCUCAAAGGAGAGUAUGUCAGACCUGGAGAGCGGCAUGGUCACUAUUAUCACAGUUUUCCACAAAUAUUCGGGUCACAAGUGCAAGCUGAAGAAAGCAGAGCUUAAAGCACUUAUCAACAAUGAGAUGAGUCAUUUCAUAACGAAAAUCCAAGAGAAUGAAAUUCUGGAUGAGCUCUUUGCUGACCUCGACCAGAACGGAGACCUGGAGAUUGACUUCAAAGAGUUCAUCGCCCUCAUCGCCAUGGUCACCUCAGCAUGCCAUGAACUCUUCAUCCCAAGCCACUAUGAAUAGUUAGCAUGUAUACUCAUUACUCAUUAAAACAUUGAGGAUCACA
Siniperca chuatsi (mandarin fish) is the source of this 461-nucleotide messenger RNA. Its product is annotated as protein S100-B-like. Gene Ontology annotation, biological process: positive regulation of cell population proliferation; positive regulation of canonical NF-kappaB signal transduction. The record is from RefSeq and is a predicted model, not a curated record. NCBI's taxonomy places the organism in Eukaryota, Metazoa, Chordata, Actinopteri, Centrarchiformes, Sinipercidae. Bases 119 to 418 code for a protein of 99 amino acids. The transcript is spliced from 3 exons. Gene Ontology annotation, cellular component: cytoplasm; nucleus. Gene Ontology annotation, molecular function: transition metal ion binding; RAGE receptor binding; S100 protein binding.